Molecule: messenger RNA, 796 nt
Organism: Hylaeus volcanicus
Lineage: Eukaryota; Metazoa; Arthropoda; Insecta; Hymenoptera; Colletidae
Gene: mRpS11
Product: 28S ribosomal protein S11, mitochondrial
Exons: 5
Coding region: 97-744 (215 amino acids)
Biological process (GO): translation; maturation of SSU-rRNA from tricistronic rRNA transcript (SSU-rRNA, 5.8S rRNA, LSU-rRNA); ribosomal small subunit assembly
Cellular component (GO): mitochondrial small ribosomal subunit; ribosome
Molecular function (GO): mRNA 5'-UTR binding; small ribosomal subunit rRNA binding; structural constituent of ribosome
Source: RefSeq, a predicted model, not a curated record
UUUUUACGCUAGAGGCGCUGACCGAAAACGUGUAUGUGAAUUCUAUUGGGUUUUUGAAGAUUGUUUUAUUUUUACCUGGUUAUUGUGUUUAUAUAAAUGAAAAUGAUUACAUCCACUCUACGAUCAGCAGUAUGUUCUCUAAUGAAAAUGAAAGUCUUCUCUGUGGAAACGUUUUCAAGAUUAUCGUGUUUGAGCUACACGAAUGUCAGAAGUCAUCACAUAACCUCAAAUGAUUUGAGAGAAUUUCGAGUGGACAAUAUGAAAUUUAGAGCCCGUGACACCGGAAAGCACUCGAAUCGAGUGGAUGGCGAGGUUUCGAAAGAUAUUGCUAUAGGUGACCAAAGCUCACUUUUCCCUGAUGCAUCAACCCCAGAUAAAGUUAUUAAUGGUAUACCAUUCAAAUUGUUACCUAUUAUUAAUAUAAAGGCAACACCUAAUAAUACGAUAAUGAAUGCUACCUCUUUCAAUGGAAAAGGAAUACUAAUUCAUUCUGCUGGUAUGGAAGGUUUCAAAAAUGCCAAAAAGGGUACUAACAUUGCAGCGCAACAAGCUGCUAUUACAUUUGGAACCCGUGCUGUUGAAAAAGGUAUAAAAAUAGUCAGGGUAAGAGUACAAGGUCUUGGAGCUGGUAGAAUGGCUGCCAUGAAAGGACUUCAACUCGCAGGAGUCAAUAUUAUUUCUGUCACAGAUAACACUAGAGUAUCAUGGAAUCCUUUAAGACCUAGGAAAGCAAGAAGAAUAUAGAAUGUAUAUAAUUUAUAAUAAAGAAUUCAAUAAACUAAUUCAUCCCAUACUA